Molecule: messenger RNA, 7712 nt
Organism: Xyrichtys novacula (pearly razorfish)
Lineage: Eukaryota; Metazoa; Chordata; Actinopteri; Labriformes; Labridae
Source: the annotation of a GenBank genome assembly
AGGUCUGCUGAGCUGGCUGAGACAGGAGGCACAGUUGAAGAAGAUGGUCCUGGUUGUUGUUUUUAUCUCCUUGUUUCUGGAUCAUAUGCUGCUCUCGGUGGUUGGUAGGUUAACUCAUGAUUAAUGAGUGAAUUGUUUUUAAAGACAUUUCAAAUCUGUAUUUCACAUUCAUAAACAUGAUAUGUUUGCAUGUGUGGUGAUAGGCUUGUUGGUGUAUUAUCUCAAGUGACCCUGAGACUUGACGAAAAUUGAUUAUUUUUAUAAACAAAGGAUUUUUAAUUUUCUUUCUCUGGCAGCUGUGUUUUUAUCUUUUAUUUAUUCUGUACUUUGUUUUACUUCACUUUGUGGACAGUGCCCAUCCUCCCCAGUUACCUGUACAGUGCUGAGCAGGCUGAAAUCCUCUCCUCUGAGAACAGCUCUGACUCUACAGUGGAUUUGACUUCUCCACACCAGAGUCCACUUCCCUCCAGGAACUUCACCACGGCCCAAAAUUCCUCUGACUCAAACUGCUCGGAAGCGGGAGCUGAGCUGGAAGGAGUGAACAUCAAAGUAGGCCUGUUGUUGGCCUCAAAGUCGACUGUUCAGCUCAUCACGAACCCUUUUGUUGGACCGCUCGCUGACAGGUGAGUGAAACUGAUCUGUGAAAGGCAUUUAUCAAACAAUUUCUAAGCUCUAUAAAACACACUGACUCAGUUUUCCCUACAACUACAGGGAACAAGAGAUGCAGCUCCAAAGAGUUAAACAGUAGCCUACAUGUUAUUAUUUCAAAUUUUUUCAAGUGGAAGAGAACUAGUGGUGUCUGCCUUUUUACUGAUUAGUUAUGGUGAUGUAGUGAACAUCAUAACUUAUCUGGCUAAUAGUGGUACAUCUCUGGGCAAUUUACUGGACUUCUUUUUCUUCUUUACAGAACAGAGUAAAAAUAGACUUGACACUAAAUUUAAUUGGGAAAGCCAAUAAUUAUGACAAAUCUGAUAUAUUUCAUUAACAGCCUAAAUUCUUUGAAAAUAGCUUUGAUGUAGCCAAACUAUUUUGCUGUGUUGCUGUAGCUUAGCUCUCUACGUUUCUUUGAAUGGUAGCCAUAGAUGCUAAAUUUAAUUUCAUUUGGCUAUCUACAGACUGAUUUCAAUCUGUAAAACUUAAUUUAAAACCUGUGCCAUAAAUUUGAAAGUCAGGCUUGUUUGGAUGUUUUUGCUAUUGUUGGCCAGUGCUCCCUUAAAAUAGAGAUCUCUGCUACGUUCCAGUUAUACUCGGAACUCCGAGUCGGAUAUUAAUCUAGAACGCCCCCCUGAAAUUGGAUUCCCGACUCGGAAAAUCGGACGAUCUUCGCCAACCCCGACUUGACGACAACAGCUUUAUCCAAGAUGGCGGCGCAGUGUAUCAGCAGUAAAGAGUAACACUAAAAGCCCUCGCAAUGUUUUAUUUAUUAGCGCUUCUAUCAUGUUUAUGUGAAAUUAAAUAAGUGGUACAUGUUGUACUGCCCAACGUCUAACUGUGAACACGGUGCUAUGGUGUUUGCCCGAGUAAAAUACUGUGUUAUGCGUUGUUUACAACUGGUAUAGCAAACAACAACUCACAACGACAGCUGACAACAACCAACAACAGCUGACUACCGCUAACAACAACAGACAACGGCCACCGACAGCUGACAAUUUUAAUAACUGCUAACAACGGCUAACAGUUGGCGUCCAUCUUGGUUUCCCGGAUUGUUACCUGGAACGCCGUCAACUCGGGUGUAACGUCACUCCCAGCUCCGACAUCCGACUUCCGAGGUAACUGGAACGCAGCAUCUUCUGACCUGGCUAAAUAAAAUUUACAUAAAAUAAAAUUUUGUAUCAAAUUAAAAAGUUUCCUUUUUAGCAUAUCAUUUUAAAAAAGUUUUUUAUAUUUUUUUUUCUUACUAAAAUCCCCAAACAACUAUUGUGUUUUGUGUUUAAAUCUGGUGGUAAACUAUGUUUUAAUUCUGAAAUGUUUGUUGUACAGGAUUGGGUAUCACAUCCCAAUGUGUGCAGGAUUUUGUAUCAUCACCUUGGCAACCAUCUGUGAGUACAUUUGACCUGUCUAGACAUCGACUGUCUUGUGUGUGGACAACUUUUACACCGUCUCAUGUCAUUAUACGAAUGUGUAGCCAAAUUACUUUCGGUAUCUCUGGGAAUUUUCUCCAUUCCCCAAAACAGGCAUUUCAACUGACAGAAGUGUCACUGUGAUAACGUUCUCCUUAAACAGCUUAUCAACAUAUUUCUAAAGUUUGUCCACAGCUCCAUUAAGUUUGCUGGAGGAGGCGGGGUUUAUAACCUAUACUGCAACCAGUCACAAGGAUACUUGUUUUUGUAUUGAGUUAGGGGUGGUGAAGAAUGCAGUGGCUGGAAAAGAACAGAGUUAUUGUUUUGUGCGAAACAAUUUAUACUGAUAGAAGUUUUGAUGGUCAACUAAUAAUUUAACAGUCUUUGAUUUUCAGAUAUUUUACAAUUUCUUUACAAUUUUACAAUUUAAGAACUUCUUUAUAUCAGUGUUGUUUUUGGCAGGCAUUUUAGAUUUAGUUUUAGUCUUAGUCAUUUUGACGAAAUGCUUCUUCGUUUUAGUCCCAUUUUAGUCAUUUCUAUCCUUGAUAGUUUUCGUCUAGUUUUAGUCCGACGAAAACUCAAAAGGUUUUAGUCUAGUUUUAGUCGACGAAAAGGUGCCUUUUGAGGUUCGUGGUGUUCUUUCCCGACAGUUUGAAGCCGCAGCAUGAGGAAGCUGUGGCUCCACAACUGUCGUCUGUCUCGUCUCCCCGUCCAAGACAUUGCGUUUUAUUGUCACUUGGACUGUAUCUGAAGUAGGACCAUAAAUCAUCCCUCUUUUUUCGGCCACCGGGCACCGCUGCUGUGCCUGCCGCCACGGUGUGUGUGUGUGCGCGCCUCGUCCACCUGCCGCUCUGUGUAUGUGUAUGAGUGUGUGCGCGCAGCUGUGCGCGAGCGAGGCUUUUGGUGCGUGUGUGAUGGGGGCGUGACUGUUAGGACAAAAAAAAGCAUGUUUUGAAACUUUGUUCGUCCACCUAAUAACAAUUUAGUCUCGUCUCGUUCUCGUCUGACGAAAAUGAAUACAAUUUUCGUCACAUUUUAGUCUUUACAGAGCUUUGGUGACGUUCGUCUUAGUCUCAUUUUCGUCAGGGAAAAAAGGGGUCUGACGUCGUCAUUUAAGUUUUCGUCCUGCCUGACGAAAACAACACUGCUUUAUAUUAAUCAAAAUCUGUCUAUUUCUGCAAGUGUUUGCCAUCUCUUCAAGCUACAUCUUACUGCUGCUGGCAAGAGCAGUACAGGGUGUAGGUGGAUCCUGCUUGUCUGUAGCAGGUAUGAUAUACUCUAUUUGUAAUAGUCAAACACUUGCCCUAGGUUUCUGCCUGUUAAAAGGAAGUUUUUCCUUGCCACUGUCACUCAUGUUAAUUGAGAUGGGUCAAAUCCAUCCCAACUUAAGGUUGGGUCUUGGUAAUUCAUCAAACAAAGUGUGUGGUGUAGACCUUCUCUUUUUUUAGGAAAGCGACUUGGGAUAACGACUGUUGUGAUUUGGCGCUAUAUGAAUAAACUUUGAUUUAAUUUGAUUUAAUUUAAAUCUAGUAAGCUCUCAUCGUUGUUUUUACACAAAUUUGAAAUCCACCAUGAUAUCUGAAUUUCCCUCAUUGUUAUGACUGUUAUUUGUGUUUUGCAGGAAUGGCGAUGUUAGCAAAUAUGUACAGAGAUGAAAAGGAGAGGGGGCGUGCGAUGGGAAUAUCUUUCACUGGUUUGGCUUUAGGAUUGAUAGGUCUGUAUAAAGACACGGAAACAGAAGAAAUGCUAUUCAAAAAUUUCAUACACACACACACACACACACACACACAUCCUGCUUUCAUAGACCAGAUAGGCUUUUUUAGACUUGUAAGUCUGGUGCUAACCAGUGAGGGUGAUAAUGUUUUGCUGUUUGAUCAACUAAACAUGCUCAGCAUAGUUAGAGUAAUUGAUCUUUAUGAGGAAAAAAUGCUGUAUUUCCAGUUGUGUUUGAAAACUGUGAUACAUUAUACUGUAUAUACAGGUACUUACUAAAGUUGAACUUCUUUUCAGUGUUGAAUUUGUGACUCAUCACUUCUCCUCUGUCCCUGCAGCCGGUGCUCCUUUUGGCAGCGUGAUGUAUCAGUUUGUUGGAAAGAUGAGUCCGUUCCUGGUUCUGGCGGCCAUCGCUGUGCUGGGCGGAGGUAUUGUGCAAUUUUAGACAAAACAUGGAACAUUUAGUUCUUCAUGUUACUUCAGUUAUAAAAGCUUUUAAGAGCAGCUGUUACUUUGUCCACGUGCAGGUUUACACGCCCUCAUCUUUCAACCUUCACAUGUUCAAACUCAGGUAAAAUUCUUUAAUUCCAUGGGUCAAAGUUUUCAGUGAUCGAAGAAAGAUCAAUCCCCUUAGACUACCCAAUUAAAGUCCAUUGGAGUAGAAGAAAAUUAAUAAAUCAGUUUAAUUACGUUGCUUGUUUGUUAUAUUGUUUGGCAGCUUAUUCUUAAUUUUCAAAUAUAGUUUAUGUUUUGCAAGCUACUACCUCUGAAAAUCUGCUUCACUGUUUGUGCAGAUGGAAAAGGGGACCCCUCUAUUGACUCUCCUGAGAGAUCCAUACAUACUUAUUGCUGCUGGUAUAUUGAACCAUGUUACCGUACCAUAUACAAAACAGUGCAUAUUAUGUCAUAGAAUUAGGAGUCUGCUUUGGAAAAAGACAUAAACUUGAAAACACUCUGUUGACUCUUUCAGGAGCCAUCUGUUUCACAACUUUGAUUAUUGCUGUAAUAGAGACUGCCCUUCCUAUCUGGAUGUUGAAGACAAUGUGUGCAAGCAAAUGGCAACUAGGUAACAUUAAAAACAUUUUUUGUACAAGUGCAUGAGCUCAAAAACACACAAAGAGUUCAUGGAAUCAGCAUAGUUUUAUAUUCAUAUUGCAGCUAAAUCUAAAAUUAUGAAGUCCUAUCAGCUGACUGCAGUCAAUUGUCGGAAAUUUAGAGGUUCUCUGAUUGAAGCAAACCACAUAAGUCAAUAUCAUAUCACUGAGAAACAUGGACUCACUUUGACAGAUUUGGGACACACACCGCCCAACUCUGCAGGCAGAGGGCGCUCAUGUACAAAUUAAAAGUCUCGGUUUAACCCAGAUUACAUUCACUCAACAAAAACUCUUAAUAAUGGCACAUAACAGCAUUUAAUGACAGAAGAUAGCUGUUAAUGGUACAUGUAAUCAUUACCACUCAGUAGAAAUCAGUAGAACUCAGUAGAAAUUCCCGAAAGGAUUGGCCUCUGGCUACACUUUCUGUAGAAAAGAUAUAAAUGUCAAAAAUAGUGCCCAGUGGAUAAAACUUAAGUGUCCCUGGAUGCCUUUCCAGGAUAAAAAGUGUAAAAAAAAAAGCCCUCUCGUUUUUUUUCAUUGGAUAAAACAUCAAGUGCCCCAUGGAUGUCCUACCAGUAGACAAUGAAGACAGUGCCCUCUGGUCACAUCCAGUGGUUAAUAUUUUCUUUUAAAGUGCCCCUUGAAUGCCCUGCUAGUUGAUAAAGUGCAAAAAAAGAAGCCUCUGGGUUUUUGUUUCCCUCAACAUGUUUGUUAAAAAACUAUGUAUAUAUGUUUGUCUCACACUGUCUGUGUUAGGAAUUGUCUUUUUGCCAGACAGCAUAUCCUACCUCAUAGCAUCCAACAUCUUUGGUCACCUCUCACAGAAACACAGCGGGAGGUAAGAUGAUGCAGCCAAACAGAUUUUUUUUCUUCUGUUAAUGCUGUCUGUGAAUACAGCCAGGUUUUAACCAGGAUUGGCAGAAGACACAGCUAAAGACAAACUGUGUCAGAUCCACAUCUUACUUAUGAUUAUUGAUACUGACAAUAUUGACAAUUCAAUGCUGCAUAUUCAGUGCUUUUUGUAUGUGUUUGUCUCUUUGUCUCUCAGUUGGCUCUGUGCUUGUGUAGGAAUGAUCGUGGCAGGAAUAACCACAAUAACUGUAAGCCCUCUGGAUAAGGUCACCUUCCAUACUAUUGACACCCUAAAAUAACUCAAUAUUUAGGCAAUGUAGUAAUCCCAACUUUACUUGGAAUUACAAUGUGAUCAAUCUGUGAAACUCAACUCAGAAAUACUGGGGCUGAAAUCCAAUCCAAGUGAAUAAUAUGGAACAUUGCUGAAUUUCUAUAUUAAACAUGUUUUCACGUUUGAAAUUUAAAACGUCAAAACAUUAAUCCUCGGGUUGGUUGAGGUUGAUUAAAAUAAGGAUGUCCAUUUCUGUCUUUUGUGUUUCAGUUCCAAUUUUCCCAGAAUAUCUAUCAUUUGCUUGUUCUGAAUGCAUUCAUUGGCUUUUCAGUCGGUAAGUAAUGCUUCUUAUUUUUUACAUAUAGUUUAGUCACUGACCUUAAAAACAACAUGAUCAAUCUUGUUUCUAACAGGCUCAGUGGACUCCUCAAUAAUGCCCCUCAUGGGUAACUUAGUAGAUCUGAGAUAUCGACCGGUUUAUGGUACUGUUUAUGCCAUUGCUGAUGUUGCAAUAUGCAUUGGAUUCAGCAUAGGUAAGCAUUUUAAUAUUACCAUUGAAAUAAUGAUGUACAUGGGAAACAAUCAGUGUGUGUUUAUCAUGAAAAAGUAUACUAAAAAACAGUGUAAAGAGGCUGAAAAGAUAAUCUGCCUGAUGACAGACCUUGAAUCAGGCUGAUCAGUCAUGGUGUUCAAAGACUGACACCCACUUUAAAUCAAUCAACUUCAAGCUAAUGACAGAGCUACAGCUUAUUAGUGCUCAAAUGUCUAGGUCUUUUUCUCUUCUUUGUUUCUUUAUCUUUUUUUCUCUUCUUUUCAAAGGUCCAGCUGUCACUGGCCCCAUAGUGGCAUUGAUCGGCUUCCCCUGGCUAAUGACCAUAGUUGGGGCAGUAAAUAUGGUCUUCGCUCCUCUCUGCAUCUUCCUGUGCAGACCAUCUCAGCAGGAGGGACAUUUGGUAAGAGCUGGGAGGAAACUUAAAUAAAAAAAAAACAAAUCUUUAUAAUAGCUUGAUCCUAAAUAAUGAAACUGCAGGUACUGUAUAUGUACUUAUGCAUGACGUCUGUUUCAUCUCUUUCAGUUAAUAUCCAAAGGAAAUUAAGGGAACUCAUGCUGGACUGAUUCAUUAGAAUAACUUAAAUUCCUCUAUCCUGACCUUCUCCAUGAUGUUGCACUUUAUGAAAAUAACACCAUAACAGUUUUUUAAAUGAUGUGUCAAAUCUUGUACAAAUCCAGAGGACAUAAUACAUAUUUCUGCAGAUGUCUGAUUCUGCUCAGGACAUUUACAUUUAGUAAGACAUUUUCUUUGAACUUCUCUCGUGCUGCUGCUUUUGUUUGUUUCCCACACAGUCUGUCUUUUAAAAAAGAGGGAUGAUAAUGAGGGGAAAGUUCAAACUUUGUUUCCAGAACGGCAGGAAUUGCUGCUAUCGUCUGUCUAGAAAAGCUGCAAUUUCAUAAUCAAUGCUCCAAGCAUGUCACAUAACUGCUGUACAAGGCCUCUCCUUUACAAAGCAGUACAGUAGCACCGUCCAUCUAACAGUUUCAUCAGUUAAAUGCUGUCGUACUUAGAGGCCUCAACCUUUACUUCCCUUCAGAAUAAAUGUACUUUUCUCAUAGAUGCAUUCAAAGAAAUGACUUUAACUUUGUAAAUGUUGUCCAUCUAUCUUUGUUUGAUAUUCUGACAUGGUGUUUGAGAUUUUUGAAUGAAUAAUGCACCAAGUUUUUUU